Rotaria socialis is the source of this 675-nucleotide messenger RNA. The record is from the annotation of a GenBank genome assembly. Lineage: Eukaryota; Metazoa; Rotifera; Eurotatoria; Philodinida; Philodinidae.
AUGCCACGCGCAAUGGACGAUUAUUUAGAUUUGAAAUUUUUAGCUAUCGGUGAUUCCGGUGUGGGCAAAACUUGCUUGUUAAAUCAAUAUAUCGAUGGACAAUUUAUGAAAUCUUUAGGCACGACUGUUGGUAUUGAUAUUCGAGAUAAAAAUAUUUUUUAUAAAUCUACUCGGUCAAAUCGAUCGUAUAAUAUCAGCUUACAAUUAUGGGAUACGGCAGGUCAAGAACGCUAUCGAAGCCUGACAACAUCAUUUUUUCGUGAUGCAAUGGGCUUUUUACUCGUAUUCGAUUUAGCAAAUGAAACGUCGUUUCUCAACGUUCGUAAUUGGAUAGGUGAAAUUCAAUCGAAUGCUUAUUCGGAAAAUGUCGAUGUGAUACUUGUCGGUAAUAAAUGUGAUUUAGAAAAUGAACGUAUUAUAACGAAAUCUCGUGCACUACAAUUCGCUCAACAAAAUCGUGUUGAAUAUAUUGAAACCAGUGCUUUACAAAAUAUAAAUGUCGGUGAAUCAGUCGAAUCGCUACUUGACUUAGUUAUGAAUCGUCUAGAAGGCGAAGGAAACCUUUCAAGAAUAAGCCGUCGCCUAUCUAGACCUCCAAUCGUGCCACUCAAUUCGGAAGCAGCAGAAAGAAAUACAAGAAAAGAUAUCGGAUCACACUAUUGCUGUAAUUAUUAA